UUACAGCUUACAUUCAUAGACAUCGUCGUUUACGUCAGCCUCAAGGCUUCCGGCCACUGGUGCAUUAGGUGGUCUCGAAUCCUGCGUCCCCUGUUUCUCAUCGACGUGCCUGAGGGUCGUCAGAUCCGAAGAGCAGUCCGAAAUAUCCGGCAGACUCUGCCCGAUGUCCUCAAUGUCCUCUUUUUGUUUUUCUUCAGCAUCGCCGCUUUCGCUCUCAUGGCUUACAAACUCUUUGCUGAAAGGGGACUGAAAUACCCUAACGGCGAUCCGUAUUUCCCAGACUACGGAGAGAGCAUAUGGGAACUGUAUGUCCUCGUCACGACCGCAAACAAUCCAGACGUCAUGCUACCUGUAUACGAACAGAAUGCUUGGUUCGCCAUUUUCUUCGCCGGAUUUCUCAUCGUCUGUCUCUACAUCCUCGCCAACGUGUUUCUGGCUGUCGUCUAUAACAAUUUUCGGCAACAUCUCAAGGAAGAGGUGAGAUCGGCCGUAUUCCUGAAGAGGCAGCACUUAGCCCAAGCCUUCGACAUACUCAAAGAUCCCUUGCACUGCGGAAUCGACAAGGAAACCUUUCAAUCUUGGCUCAAGGAAUGCUUAUCUAUUCUAGCAGUGGCGUAUUUUGGCUGCAAGGUCAGAGGGGGAGGGGCAGAAAACAGAGAGGAGGUGAAAAACCCCACCCGAGUGAUAUCAGAUCUGAAGGAGUUUCUUCAGCUGGCGGAUCUACUCAACGUCCAGUUGUCUCAGGUCAAGGACAAUCGGAACUUCCAGGAAAGAUAUUACCCUAAGAUCUAUCGCUCUUCCUGUUCCCUGUGGCUUAGGGAAUUCGUUCUGAGCAAGCCUUUUCUAUAUAUCAUGGAUGCCAUGAUCAUUGCAAAUGCGGUACUGAUCGCCUUGGACCUGGACGAAUGCGACUGGUUCUUUCUACCUGUAUUUUGCCUGGAGAUACUCCUUAAAGUCUACGCAUCUGGAACAAAGAAUUUCUUCAAACAAUUUUGGAACGUGUUUGAUUUUCUGAUCAUUGGGUCAGCCCUUCUUCUCAUCCUCUUCCAGGCCGCUAUGCACGGUAUGGAAGAGAGCGUGGCGAUACUUGAGGUAUUGUUGGUGCUACGAGUCCUUCGCUUGGUGAAGAUCAUCGGAACGAUCGAUCGCUUUAAGGUCGUCGUGACGACGAUCGUGAACCUCACGCCGGCCAUCUCCACCUAUGGGGCGAUCGUUUUCGUUCUCUUUUACUUCUACGCCAUUCUGGGCAUGGAACUCUUUGGCGGGCUCGUGGAAUUCCCCUCGAGCGUGAAUGGCACAGACUGUGGGAAUCCCCGUCUCCGAGGCGUCCAAUCCGACAUCCACUCUCACUAUCUGAAAAAGUGGGAUUUUCUGACGGACUUCAUCAACGAAGUCGGCAUGUAUCCGGAUACUAGAUCCCAUCGUGAUCACGUCCAACACAUCCAAUCUGUGUGGAUUGCAUAUGUUGAACGUGUAGUCCACAUUGGGUAUCAUCCUGCCUUUGAAGUGAUCACAUCCGGAUACGUGUUGAUGACGAGCAAAUGGGCAAGGCUUUACUUUCUGUCCUUUCACAUAUCUUGUGUCCUCAUUGUUCUCAACAUCUUCACGGCUUUCGUCCUGGAGGCAUUCAUCCUGGAGUACACCAUGUCAGACGAGAGGCUGCAGUGGGAUAUGGAAGAUAAGCUCCGCAACAUUGACUUAGUUGUCGACAAGUACGUGUCUCCCUGA
Molecule: messenger RNA, 1728 nt
Organism: Darwinula stevensoni
Lineage: Eukaryota; Metazoa; Arthropoda; Ostracoda; Podocopida; Darwinulidae
Source: the annotation of a GenBank genome assembly